This is a messenger RNA of Fusarium fujikuroi IMI 58289, 567 nucleotides long. Its product is annotated as related to HAD superfamily hydrolase. The transcript has a single exon. The record is from RefSeq and is a predicted model, not a curated record. NCBI's taxonomy places the organism in Eukaryota, Fungi, Ascomycota, Sordariomycetes, Hypocreales, Nectriaceae. Bases 1 to 567 code for a protein of 188 amino acids.
AUGAGAGAUGUUUUAGGAAUUACAAAAACAACAGACAUACUCGAGCACAUUGAUACUCUGCCGAAAUCAGAACAAUGGACUGCCCUUGAGUCUAUCCGCAAUAUUGAGCGCGAAGCCAUGAAGGCCCAGACCCCUCAACCAGGUCUGAUGACUCUAAUGGCGUACCUCGACGCCAAUGCCAUCCCCAAGGCGAUAUGCACCCGCAACUUUGAUGUCCCUGUUCAGAACCUUGUGGACAAGUUUCUUGAAGGCUCUCGCUUUCAUCCCAUCGUGACACGAGACUUCCGCCCACCCAAACCUGAUCCUGCCGGUAUCCUGCACAUCGCUAAGAACUGGGGCUUACACGGCGAAUCUGGCGAGGGCGACGCCAGUGGUCUUAUCAUGGUGGGCGACUCCAUCGACGACAUGACCGCAGGCAGAAAGGCUGGCGCAGCUACUGUAUUGCUCGUGAAUGACGUAAAUCGAGCAUUGGCUGAACAUGCCCAUACUGACCUGGUCAUUUCUACGCUGGAUGAGCUCGUUGAUAUCCUUGAACGAGGCUUCGUAGGAAGAGACGUCCCGGAAUAG